Bufo bufo (common toad) is the source of this 1116-nucleotide messenger RNA. RefSeq names its product alpha-1,4-N-acetylglucosaminyltransferase-like. Gene Ontology annotation, molecular function: acetylglucosaminyltransferase activity. Gene Ontology annotation, biological process: protein O-linked glycosylation. The record is from RefSeq and is a predicted model, not a curated record. The transcript is spliced from 4 exons. Lineage: Eukaryota; Metazoa; Chordata; Amphibia; Anura; Bufonidae. The coding region runs from base 1 to 1116 and encodes 371 amino acids.
AUGGCUAAAUUAAUUGGUCAUGGAGGUGUGGUCGGCAAGGAGAAGAUGAGGAAAAAGAACAUCUAUAUCAGAGGAGACUUCAUUGGAUAUUUAUACCGUCAUACAAUGACAUUCACAAAACACUUCAGGAUAUUCCAUUUCAUAUUAUUGUUGAUUGGUUCAGGAUUUCUCUACAAAAUCAUCUAUCAAAGGACCGAUGUUUCCUACUUGUCCUAUAUCUUUACAACAGACCUUUUUCAAGAAGAUCUCUUAAAUCAGGGAGAUGGCAUCAUUUUUCUGGAGACUACUGACACAAUGAAACCAAAACCUUUGGUUUUAUGCUCUAUUGAAUCAGCAGCUCGUGUAUAUCACAAUAGGCCAAUAGUCUUCUUUAUGAAAGGAUUAGAAAAAGUAGAGUCAAAUGUUGAUGAGAAAAACACACUAAGAUAUUUUCCAACCCUAUCUUCUCUGGAUAACAUCUUUAUUUUCCCUCUGAUAUUCAAUGAUAUUUUUAACAGCACCCCAUUUCUUCCAUGGUAUAACAAGACUAAUCCCAAGCAAGAAAAUUACUGGAUCCAUACUGUCGCAGACAGCUGUAGGUUGGCACUUAUCUGGAAAUAUGGCGGCAUUUAUAUGGAUACAGACAUCAUAUCUAUUCAACCUAUCCCACAACAGAAUUUUUUGGCAGCAGAGCACUCUGCGCUUUCAAGCAAUGGUGUUUUUGGAUUUUCUUCCCAGCAUAAUUUUACAUGGAUGUGCAUGGAAGAUUUUGUUCAGAAUUAUAACGGUAAAAUAUGGGGAUUUCAAGGACCACAUCUCUUUACCCGGGUUUUAAAAAAAUGGUGUUCUUUACAAAAUUUUAAAGGCAUAGAAGAUAUCAGUUGUGGGAACAUUUCUUACUUGAACCCUCAAAGAUUUUACCCUAUUCCAUAUAUAUCUUGGAGAAAGUAUUAUGAAGUGUGGAAAAAAUUGCCAACUUUCAAUUACUCUUAUGCUCUCCACUUAUGGAACUACAUGAACAACGAUGAGCAAAGAACUAUGGUUCCUGGUAGUAAUAUGUUGGUGGAGCAUCUCUACAAACAGCAUUGUCCUUCAACAUAUGGAGCUAUUCAAAGAAAUGAAAGCCUUUACCUAUAG